Choloepus didactylus (southern two-toed sloth) is the source of this 9010-nucleotide messenger RNA. It is a transcript of the gene CTDP1, whose product is annotated as CTD phosphatase subunit 1. The transcript is spliced from 13 exons. Gene Ontology annotation, cellular component: nucleus. The record is from RefSeq and is a predicted model, not a curated record. Gene Ontology annotation, molecular function: RNA polymerase II CTD heptapeptide repeat phosphatase activity. The coding region runs from base 5774 to 8356 and encodes 860 amino acids. NCBI's taxonomy places the organism in Eukaryota, Metazoa, Chordata, Mammalia, Pilosa, Megalonychidae.
GUAGGGCCGGGUGGGAAUAGUUAGCAAAGCGUUAUCUGAAGGCCCUGCUGGCAUUUCCCUUGACAGUGCUAAUCAUUUGUUUGGAAUAAGUUUAAUGACUUUUUGCCGCCUUAUCUCUUUGAAACCCAUACGUGUAUUUUGUGGCAGGGAGUCAGUGGCUUGCAGGCCUUGUUCACGCCGCUCCUCCGGCAGACUCCACUGCACCAGGCGCAGAUCCGAGUGGCUUCCCCCCACUGUCGUGAGGGGUGUUUAGAACCACCGUGGAGGGGCCGUUCUCCUAUUUCUGGGCUCCUUUGUGGAACACAGUUUGAAAAGCACAAGUGUUUUAAAAAAAGACGAUUUACUAGUAGGUUGUUUUUGAAUACCUCUGUUAUGUGACUGGUGUCCUGCAGUGUGGCGAGCCAAUGGCUCUGGUACCUGUUCCUGGAGAGCCCUGGAAACAGACAGCCCUGGCUCCUCACCCACGGAUGGCCAUUGAGUUCCUCCAGGAAGUGAGCUCUUCAGCCAAGUGGGUCCUUACUCACUGUUUAAUUGUAUUUGGGACUUUUUCUAAGAUGGGUUCUCUGUGUCUCCCCAUGUGAUUCAAUGGAGACUGUUGGAUUAAUUUAAUCUUACGCUGUGAGGUGAUCCUUAGGAGCGUUAGUUAUUCUUUCUGUGAUCCUCUGGGGCUCUGCAGCAGUGAAGAGCUGUUUCCUUUCUUCUGACGGGCCCUAGACCACAAUACUUUCACUUUAAAAAGCUGUUUUCCUGUGUUUCUUUCACGGGUGCUUUGCCUGCAAGUUGUUAGUGUGACCAUCUCCAACGGCAGCUCUGCAGUCCUGAUGGCUCCAGGUAGAGACCAGAAAACCAGGAUAUCACACUCCAGAGGAGCUGUACCCAAACCCGCAGUAUUUCCGCUAGAAAGCCCCAGAUUUUGAGUAUUUUAUUCAGCAAGUCCACAGAGUCACACUUAUGGAUUGUCUCUACAACCUCCAGGAAGUCUUCCUGCCUGGAGUUACAAGUCCUUGGAGAUCUUUUUAUGGGAGAGUGGGCAUUUGAUUAGCAUCUGCUUUACUCACUUCUGGACUAAAUUGUCUGCUUUCAUGAUUUAUUGUGUAUAGAUCCUUAGAGAACCUUCUCUUGAAGUUUUAUAGAUAACACACACUUGUGACAACAAGUACAUAGAACUGUUUUUGAGGAAACUCGUGACCCUGCCCUGGGCACACCCUGUGUGGUGGGGGGCAGCCGCCCCCUGCUUACCAGCGUCCCGGCAGCCCCGGGAGCCUCUGACCUUCAGGGACAACCUGCAGCCCUUGCCAGAGAGAACCUGCAGCCCUUGCCAGAGAGCGCGGCGCCCACCGCCGCUGCGUGAUCACAGUGUGGCCUAGAGAAGGUGCCGUCGAGGGCCUCCGGAGGAGUGCCUGGUGCGCACGGUUUGUCGGAGAGUGAACAUCGCCAGCUUCGCACUGAGCUGGGCCAGCCCUUUGGCGCCGUGGGUGCUUGGGCCACGUCUGAGCCCUUCGUGCAGUGAUUUUGGCCUUAUUGCUGGCUGGUGAGGGGCUUUUGAAGAAAGUCUGAUGAAAUAAUUUCCUCUCGGGCUGUUUGUUGUUGAGGACACUGUUGACUGUGGCACGCGGAACCUUCCGGAGGAGCAGAGGCUUUGUCCAGAGGGCCUUUGCUUCUGUGCAGGGAGUGCAUUUUGUGCCCUUGCCUCGUGGUCAGCUCCCUCUUUGGCCUCUUUGAUUCUGCUUUUUUCCUUCUUUAUCUGUUAUUGUUCCUUCAUCUUGAUUUUUUUCAUGGGGCUUGUAAAAAUACUGGUUUUUAAAGAAUGAAGCGUGGUAUCUUUGAAGAAAGAUAAUUAAUGCUUAUUAAAAUUGACCUAAAGAAUUUAUGGCAAUAAGGGCCUCAAGUGACUUGGUAAUGUAUUGAGCUCUAGUGUGUGGACUGUGUGGCACCCUCUUAGCCAGGAUGGCUGUAGGUUGACAAAUAACUAUUUACUGUUGAGACUGUAGGUGUGUUGGUGGUUUAUGUAACCUGUGGUCAGCGCCCUUAUUAAUUCAGACAUUUCCAGUCCAGGCUCUGUGCUGGCCAGUGUGGAAACAAGGAAGCAGCUGUGAGCCUGCCCUUAAAGAGCUUGGAGCAUUAAAUCACAAACGGGCUCUACAAUAAGGAAUGUUCUCAAGGAAAAGUCGAAUCCCGUGCUGGUAUGUGUCAGCUUGUGCAGCUUUGAUGUUAGUUACUGAAGCGUGGCGUGGCGGGAGAGAGAAGCUGUGCACCUGCCUGCCAGGUAAACAGCAGGUGUGUGGGAGGCCGUGCUGAACACCAGCAGCAGCACACGCCUGUCAGCUGUAAUCACCAUGGAUGUUUCAUCAUAGUCACCGUCUGCCGGAGUCAUCCCGACUGUCCGAGGUCAGGUGACGCGGGAGCUGUCCUACCUGACACCCGAGGGAGGACACUCAGGUGCUCAGGAGCCUUGGCUUGCCCCUGGGCUUCACGUCCCCUUCUUCCAUGCUGCACCCUCUCCGUAGGCUGUUCCAUCCUAGAGAUUACCAGUGUCGGGGAAGCGCAUAGAAUGGUGGUAUAGAUAAUAUCCAAGUGGUAUAAAAUUAGUUUGAUUUGAAAAUAUUCUGACAAGGUGACAUCUGUCAGAAAGUAGAUCUGAAUUAGUUUAUCAAAUGAUUUCCUUCUUCCCCACUGCACCUGCUUUUUUUUGUCUGUCAUUCUUUGAGAGAUAUUGCAGUUCCCCAAAGAGAGAAGAUUAAAAAAAAAAAAUUAGGGAAUGUGUUUGGUAAUAGGGUAAGGACUAAAAAACAGUGUCCCAGGCUACCUUGCCCCUUGGGGUUGGUGUGGGGGAUUGUGUUUGCUUGUGUUUAAGUGAUGUCUGAAUAGCUUUGUCUUUACCCUGAUAGUUUAGUUAGAAUAAUGUCUGUGUUGGCUGGCAUUCCAUGGGGGUUCUAAAAAGCAGGAGAAAAAAGAGUUAUUAAAGAGAAUGAAAAUCAUUCCAGUAAUAAUCGUAGUACUCUCAUUAUUGCUUUGUAGAUUUUAGAAUUAAAAAUCUUAGAGGAACUGUAAUGAAAGAACUUGGAAUAGAAUACAAUCUAAAGUUAGUACCCCAACUUGAUGUUCUAAAAUUAGGUAGUGAGAGGUUUUUAAAAUUCUAAACACAGUUCAGGCAGUGCCCUAAAGUAAUCGUCUACUGAAAGUUUGUCUUGUAAGGAAGGAAAUUACUUUUUCAUCCUAAUAUCAAGAAGAUGAAUUAGUAGGUUCUUUUAGUGAAGUCGUUUUGUUCUUCACUAUUGACAUCUGCACCGUGUAAAAAAUUACUCAAUUAAAAACACAUUUAAGUCUAAAACUUGGGAAAUGAUCACUGUUUUAAUUGAAUCCUUUAAACUGGUAAUUUGUAUUUCAGAUGGGUUUUUGUUUCUUCUGCUUUUUACUUAAUGGAAAGCCAUGGGACCUUUUCACUUUCUUAGUUCUGUGAGCAUAUAUUAUUUACCUUUGUUGUAGUUCUUUUGAUUUUUAAGUAUUUCUGAUCUUAUCUGUUCAAUAAAGGCCUCUGAACUGUGUAAAUGGAUUUUGAAGCCCAUCUGCCUGAAAAUAUGUAGGUUUUAAGAAAUUGUGUGUAUUGCCCAAUUUAUCUCCAUUUUCAUGUUUUCUUUAAAGUUAAUUCUAAAGUGGAUUGUAUGAAAUCAUGAAAUACCACAUACCUGCUAUGUAGGAAUGGGCACAUCUUCAGUUUUCGAUAUGGUUUUUAAAACAAUGCACACGUGAAAGCUGAGAACAACAACACAACUGCAGUAUGUCAGUUGCCUCGGGAAGCAUGCUUUUUGUGUUUAGGGAAGAGAGAGUCUGGAGGAAAGGUACAAAACAAUGUCAAGGUUCUCAUAUACUAUCUUAGAAGACAGAUGCACUUGUUGGCAGCCUGUCUGAGCUGGUGUUGUCGGCCUUGGCGUCCCCAGUGCACCCCAGGCUGCCACUUCCAUCUUCUUCGUGGCUGACUCUGCGGUUGGGGGACCUUGGUGAUGGCCUGGUGGUCAAGCUCGUUUCUCCUGUGCUGCCAGCAGCUGAGCGACGUGUGGUCUGUUUGUGCGUCACAGUGGAUGCUUUUCCGUGCUGCCUUCUUGGUGUUCGAAGUCUUUGGUUUGGCUUCGGUUUUGGAGGGCGGGAGCUUCCUUCUUCGCUUUUGGCACCAUCUUCAUGAAAAGCAGUACCAUUUUAUUUUAAUGCAUUUUUUUUUGUGUUGGCUACAAAUUUUUGGAAAUGCAGUAUGUAACCAUUGGCUGAUAUCUAUAUAACACAGUACUGCCUUUUUAUCUUAAACAUAAAACAGGGAAGGUUAUGGCUCUUUAAGGUUGGAAUGUUUAAAAUUGUUGGAUGUUAAUUUGAAGAUGUUCGAGGCUCUCCAGGGCUGGCUUGGGGGUGCUGAUGUGAUCCUGGGGGCCUGUGGCCUCAGCAGAGUGGAAGCAGGAAUUACGAUGUAGUGUGGUCUCUGUAUGACAUGUGCUUUUGAUACAUUUUGGGAAAAUAAGAGUUUUACAAGAUAAGUCACUCCAGGCCACAAUGGAAAUGUGUACGAUUUAAAGAAAUCUGAAAUGAAUUCCUUUGUAGACCCUUAAUGAGUUAAUGAUAAUGUAGAUUUUUGUUGGUAUUGGGAAUUGGGCCAGCCCAUGCUUGUUUCGGUUUCUUCUUCUGCAGGUGCUUUGUGCUUUGUCUUUUGCGGCCAUGGGAUGCGGUUGCCUCUGCCAGCCCUCCUCUGCCGGCUGCUCCCUGGGCCGGCCUCACCCCCGGUUCCGAGGGCUCAGAGCCAGCUGCCGGAUGGCCGUCCCCACGCUCUGCUGCUGACCGGGAGGCAGGUUGCAGCGUGUGGGCCCAGCUCCGGUACCCCCACCCUCACCCCUGGAGCUCCAGUCAAACGAGUGCCCUUUCUUCUGUUCACCUUUUUUUUUUUUUGGCUGUAGUUACAGACUUAGAGAAAAGUUGCAAGAAAAGCACAAAGGAUUCUUAUGUAGCGUCACCCAGUUUUCCCACACGUGAGCGUUUUACCAGGUUUACUUUUUCCUUGUCUCCCUCUGCAAACACAUCACUGUUUCUCUGAACAGAUUGGGAGUAAGUUUCACAUGUGGCAUCACUUCACCUCUCAACACUUCAGUUUCCUAAAAACAAAGGUGUUCUCUUUCAUAACCACCAUGCAGUUAUCCAAAUGCUGUUUCAGUUAUUCUCUGCCUUGCAGGCCUUAUCAGAUUCCCCUGAUAGUCCUUUGUAGCCAAAGAAAAGCUUGGGUCAUAUGAUGUAUUCAGUUGUCAUAUCUCUUUGGUGUCCUUUAGUCUAGAGCAGCUUCUCGGUCUUUUCUUUCUUUUUCUUAACGUUAAUGUCUUUGAAGUGUUCUGCUCCGCUAUUUUUUGAAACGUCCGUCCGUUUGGAACUGGUUUUGUGUUUUCGGUUGGGCUAUCCAUAAGUGAAGAUGUGUUUCCUGAGUCCACCCUCUCAAGCUGGCCCUUUCUCCCACUCCAGCCGUGUCACCUGUAGGUCACCCGGUGUCUGCCGGGAUCCCAUCCUGAAAGGUUACCAGUUCUGUUCUCAUUGCCGAGUGUCUUGUGAGAGACAGUAUCUUCCAUUCCCACCAGAGUCCGAGCUACCUUCUGUAGCGCCUGCUGAAGCUCGUCUGCGUCUGUGCUGGUGAUGGCUGCCCAGUGUUGGUACUCGCAGUGCCCUCGUUCUUUGUACGUUGACUGGCCUUCUCCUACAAGGAAGCGCUGUCCUGCUGAGGCUGGAGGGAUGCAGCCACCCAGUGGUGAUGAAGGGCUUGUGUGCUGAAUGCGGCCAAGACUUAACCCAGCUGCCGAGCAAGAAUGGCACCCCGCGCGCGCCCCUGUCGACGGCCACCGUGUCGAUGGUGCACAGCGUGCCCGAGCUCAUGGUGAGCUCCGAGCAAGCUGAGCGGCUGGCAAGGGAAGACCAGCAGCGGCUGCAUCGGAACCGGAAGCUCGUGCUCAUGGUGGACCUGGACCAGACCCUGAUCCACACGACGGAGCAGCCCUGCCCGCGGAUGUCCAACAAGGGCAUAUUCCACUUCCAGCUGGGCCGGGGGGAGCCCAUGCUGCACACCCGCCUGCGUCCUCACUGCAAGGAGUUCCUGGAGAAGAUCGCCAAGUUGUACGAGCUGCACGUCUUCACGUUCGGAAGCAGGCUGUACGCGCACACCAUUGCUGGAUUUUUAGACCCUGAGAAGAAGCUUUUUUCUCACCGAAUAUUAUCGAGGGACGAAUGUAUUGACCCAUUUUCUAAAACAGGGAACCUCAGAAAUCUCUUUCCUUGUGGAGACUCAAUGGUUUGCAUCAUUGAUGACCGGGAGGAUGUCUGGAAGUUUGCCCCCAACUUGAUAACUGUGAAGAAAUACGUGUACUUCCAGGGCACAGGUGACAUCCACGCCCCGCCCGGGGCCCGGGAGCCGCAGGCGCGACGGAGAGUAAAUCAUUCUUGUAAAGGCAUCGACGUCUCAGAACACACGCCUUCAGUUGAAGACCCUGAGGAGGGCAAGCCUGUUUCCGAAGUGGCGCAGAGCAACGGCCUCGGGAAGUCCUCAAGGGUGCUGAACGGCAGCGACACUGCAGCCAGCGACUCUGCCAGAGGGGUUCUGCACGCACUCGAGAAAGGGGGCAGCAGGGACCCUACACACGUGGUCCCGGACCCCACGGCUGGCAGCACCAGCAGUGGCGCGGUGCCGACCACGGAGGAGCCCAGGGUUGCCGCUGAGCAGGAGGCGCGAACAUGGCCAGAGAGGCCUGCUGCUCCGGGCCCCCCGGGUGGCGACUUGGAUUUUGACUUAUCCAGCGACAGUGAGAGUAGCAGCGGACCAGACGGUCAGAAAGUCUUGGCCUCUUCAGCCUCCGAGAGCGAGAGCGAGGAGAGGGGGGGCCAGAGACAGUCUGCUGCCCCCCAGGACAGGGCGGGGACCCCUCCGCAGGGAGGCGCCCCCGACCCCCAUGGGGAGAGGCCUGGCGGGGUGAAGCGCCCCGGGGAGGUGGGGUGCAGGGGCCGUGACUCCGACGGGCCGUGGGAGAGCGAGCAGGAGGGCCUCUGCGGGCUGGGGAACGGCUGUGCAGACCGCAAGGAGGCAGAGACCGAGUCCCAGAACAGCGAGCAGUCAGGCAUCACUGUAGGGGAGUCGCUGGACCAGAGCCUGGAGGAGGAGGAGGCUGCGGAGGAGGCUGCGGACCACGAUGACCACCUGGUGCACCUGGAGGAGAUCCUGGCACGCGUUCAUGCCGACUACUACACCAGGUACGACAGGCACCUGGGCCCGGAGGCUGCGGAAGCACCCGACGUGCGCAGGAUUGUGCCCGAGCUCCGGCGUAGGGUGCUGGCGGGCGUGGCCAUCGUGUUCAGCGGGCUGCAUCCCACCAGCUUCCCCGUGGAGAAGACGCGGGAGCACUACCACGCCACGGCUCUCGGGGCGAAGGUCCUCACGGAGCUGGUGCCAAGUUCAGAUGCCACCGACAGGGCCACCCACCUGGUGGCUGCCAGAGCCGGCACAGAGAAGGUGCGGCAGGCCCAGGAGUGGGCACACGUGCAUGUGGUCAACCCCGACUGGCUGUGGAGCUGCCUGGAGCGCUGGGAGCGGGUGGAGGAGCAGCUCUUCCCACUGAAGGACGACUACCUGGGGGCCCAGAGGGACAGCGGCCCCGCGGCUUUCCCUGACAGGCCGAGCGCCCUUCCGGCUGUCAUCCUGCCCCCCGCGCCCGCCCAGCCCAGGAGCCAGCCCGGCCCCGAGGUUCGCAUCUACGACUCUCACACCGGGAAGCUCAUCAGGAAGCGCCCGCCGGGCUCGGGGCCGCCCGCCCUCGACCAGGUGCCAGCGCCGCCUGUCCCCCUGCCGGUCCACGGGGAGCUCACCACCUUCAGAGUUGUUGAGCCACACCAACAGCAGACGUUUGGCGAAGAAUUGCCAGAUAACGGAGAUGGAGAGCAGCCUGGUCCUUCUAGAAGAAAGCGACAGCCCAGCAUGUCAGAAACUCUGCCGCUGUACACGCUUUGUAAGGAGGAUUUAGAGAGUAUGGAUAAAGAGGUCGACGACAUCUUAGGAGAAGGCAGUGACGAUAGCGACAGCGACAAGAAGAAGCCGGAAGAGGAGGACGAGGAGGAGGCGGCACGGGACGGCAGGAGCCCGGCGCGGGGGGCCGCCCCGGCACAGCGGGCAGGGUCUGCGGGGGCAGGCUGCGAGAGGAGCGCGGCCGGCGGCACGUCCAGAGGCCACAAGAGGAAGCUGAGGGAGGAGGAGGCCGCCAGCGCUUCGAGCAGCGAGGACGGGGACGGCAGCAGCUCGGAGGCUGACGAGAUGGCCGCGGCGCUGGAGGCCGAGCUCGGGGACUUCAUGUGACGCGUCAGCCGCCGCCGGGGCUCCCGCUCUCCAGGGCUCCACACACAGAAACACGUUAUUUUACAGAAGUGGGUGUUUUUAAGAAAUUUUACUACAGGAAAGUAUACUUUUUUAAAUGACAGAAGUAUUCCGGGGGAGUUGGUGUGCCACGCCAAAGAUUCUUCAGCUCAGCAGAACGUCACCAGCAGCGAGACUGGGGUCGGUCCUCGGAGUGAGUGGUUGGGGUUUUUUUUGUUUUUUUUGGGGGGGGGGUGUAUUUCCCUUUGAAUAUCACAGCAUAAUAUUUAGGGCAAAGAAUUGAGGGAUCAGACAAGACAUAAAAAAUGAUGUAGCAAGAACCUCAUAUUUUUGUCAAUGCUUUUUUCACAGCUAAAGCUACCAGCAUAUUAAAGGGUUUUUAAAUGGAACAGAACAAUUUAUAUGUGGAUGAAAUACUGAUGCCCCAUGAGCACCCCCUGACCCCCGACCUCCCCGGGGGAAGGUGUGACACCCGGGGGUCCCCACCUGCAGCCCCGGCACCUCGUCUCCCGGGGGGCUCCCUGAGGGAGCGUUCUCCCCCCUCGAGAGCUGACGUCAAGUUUUGUACACCUAUUUCGUACUUGACCCACCGAACAGAUUCUUCUUUCAUUUAAUAAAAAUGCUUUUUGUAAGUUC